CGACAUUCGAAACCCCCUCAACAAUUGAACGACAGCGUCUCACAAUCCAGAGACGUCGGUGCCAGCGGAGCUUGCAGGCAAGCCAUGGAGCCACAGAAUCUGGAGGCAGCAUCUACCUACAUCAACAAUGUCUUGCUGGCCAGGGGGCUGCUGAAAGGCGGCCGUCCCAUUGAGUUCGCCAACCCUGAAGAUGAGGACGGGGGCUCGGCGGCCACAAUGGGGCGAAUCAUCAAUUUGGUCAAUGAUCUGGUGCUGCGCAGAGACCGCGAAGCCGAACACCGAGAGAACUUAGCAACCACAAUUCGGACCCUACGUGUGGAAGAUUCGCAGAAGACAGCAGAGCUGGAAAAGGUAAAGACCAAGGCAUCCGAAUUGAGCCGCUCGCUGGCUCUCGCAGAGGCGCAAGAACGAGCCUUGAAAUCGAACGUUGCCAGCGCCGACGCGACCAUCCGAGGAUUGAAGGAACAAGUGCAGCGCAUGAAGACCACCAUCCAACAAGUCCGGGCUCAAUGCGCCAAUGACAUUCGCAAGCGCGACCUGGAGAUGCAAAAGCUCAAAUCGCACCUAGCGGAACGCCAGCGUGGAAAGCGGGAAGGAUUGUCAAUGACCACCAUCAAUAUUAACCCAGCGGCCAGCCAAACAUCCCGAUCGAGACUCACGGCGGGUGGUGAGGGGAUCAAUGACCCAGGAUACAGUUUGAAACAAGAGACAAACGACUUUUUGACCGAAUUGUGCCAGACGCUUAGUGACGAGAACGACACCCUGAUCUCACUGGCGCGGAACACCGUCGAAACUUUAAAAGACCUCCAGGGAUUGUCACAAGCCGAAGAGGACGACAAAUAUUCGACUGGAGUGGCGAGUGUCGGGCCCAGUCGAUCCGUGCAAGGUUCGGUUACGGCACUUCCGACCUCAUGCGACGAGCUAUCCACGCAGAUGGACCAUGUUCUCGAACAUCUUCGGACCCUGCUCACCAACCCGUCAUUCGUACCCUUGGAGGAGGUAGAAAUGCGGGAUGAGGAAAUAAAGCGACUUCGCGAGGGAUGGGAGAAAAUGGAAGGCCGGUGGAGCCAAGCCGUCACGAUGAUGGAUGGGUGGCAUAAGCGCAUGGCAGACGGAGGCCACUCAGUACAGGCAGAAGAGCUGCGAAGAGGCAUGGAUCUUGACCUGCGCUUGGAUAUUGCCAAGGCUCUAUCAAAAGACGGAGAGCGGGAACCAACCAUACAGUCGCCCAUUUUCGAGGACCAACAAGCCGAAGAAGAAGAGGAAAAGGCGGCCGAAAAGAGUACAACCGAGAGUAACCGUCGGUCUCCUACUCCGAAGAAGGCCCCACGGUCAACCAGGGAAACCAGGAGCAAGAGAGCCAGUCAGGCUUUGAAGGAGCGGAGUGACAAUAUCAUGACUGGACGCUCGCCCCGGAAGGUCUCGUUUACCACUGGCCUACAAGACUCGCCGUCCGUCCCUAGUGUUGAUGACGAGACGCUACAGGUAAAAGCACACCAAUCUGAAGCAGUGACCCGUAGGUCAUCCAGAAGAAAGCCGGAAUCCAAAGUCCUUUCCCGUCCUCAGCCGAAAGAUUCUCGUCUGGCCACGGCCGUGCAGGGAUCAACCAGUCAAGCUCGCUUGAGCGUACCGCAAAAACUAGCGGCCGUUGAGAGCGAGGCCCGGGCUGCGGAACAAGCUCGCAAGGAGGGCGAAAGCAGGAAACGAGGGCGGGCACUCAAGGGAUCCAGCAAAGGACACCGGGACCGCCGCCGAAGUACGCUGACCAGCGACGAGCUGGGAGAGCUGAUGGGAAUGCCCGCCAAGUGAUGUUUUGUUCCAUGAUGAUAUAUGUGCCUGGGAGACAAGCUUCUUCGAUACCCCCUCGUUCAGUGUCUGAGUAUAUACCAUGCCUGUUUUUCCUGCAUUCCUACCUUGGAGACGACACAAUCAUGACCUGCCUCUUUCUUCGUUCUUUCUUUUCUCUCUCUCUCUCUCUCUCUCAAUUUCUCCCUCUUCUUCCCUACAUGGUUAUUAGCAACCUCGUCUCGGUAAUAG
Aspergillus ibericus CBS 121593 is the source of this 2037-nucleotide messenger RNA. RefSeq lists its product as uncharacterized. The record is from RefSeq and is a predicted model, not a curated record. The transcript has 3 exons. Bases 85 to 1809 code for a protein of 574 amino acids. NCBI's taxonomy places the organism in Eukaryota, Fungi, Ascomycota, Eurotiomycetes, Eurotiales, Aspergillaceae.